Messenger RNA from Mya arenaria, 5855 nucleotides. RefSeq names its product transmembrane 9 superfamily member 1-like. Gene Ontology annotation, cellular component: membrane. The transcript has 15 exons. NCBI's taxonomy places the organism in Eukaryota, Metazoa, Mollusca, Bivalvia, Myida, Myidae. The coding region runs from base 5 to 1798 and encodes 597 amino acids. The record is from RefSeq and is a predicted model, not a curated record. Gene Ontology annotation, biological process: protein localization to membrane.
AAACAUGGCUGCCUGUCAACUUUUUGUUGUGUUGGCACUGUUUACCACCGUUUUUAGUUCAAAAUACGAAGAAAAUGCAAAGGUGGUAAUGUAUGUGAACAAAGUUGGUCCAUACUUCAACCCACAUGAGACCUACCACUACUACCAGCUGCCUGUAUGCAGGCCAGACAAGAUUGAACACAAGAGCUUGACCCUGGGCGAGGUUUUGGAUGGAGAUCGUAUGGCUGUCUCUAUGUACAACAUCAACUUCAAACAGGAUGUAGCGAACAAGGAACUGUGUCGUGUGCGGUUUGAAGAAGACGACUUACAGCUGCUGCGAGAUGCUAUCGAGGAUCUGUACUACUUUGAGUUUGUCAUAGAUGAUAUUCCAAUUCGCGGGUUUAUUGGUCACUUAGAAGAGGGGGGCUUUCUCCCUCACACCCAUAAAGUCUACCUGUGGGCUCACCUUCAUUUUAACAUCGAGUAUAAUGGAGAACACAUCAUCUACGCAAAUGUCUCGACGAAGGAAAAGGAGCCGGUCAGUUUGGACGAUGUUACGGCCCCACUGGAAGUGGCGUUUACCUACAGUGUGAAGUGGCAUAAUUCUGGGUUAAAAUAUGAGGAGCGCUCCAAGAGACUGCGAGACAACAGCUUUUUCCCCAAAACUCUCGAGAUCCACUGGUUGAGUAUUAUCAACUCCAUGGUCCUCGUGUUCCUGCUUAUCGGCUUUGUCGUUAUUAUACUGUAUAAGGACUACAAACUUGAUAUGGAUUCCAUAGCUCUGACUCGGGUGUUGAAAUCAGACUUUGCUCGCUACAACGUUGAUGAUGAAGAAAGUGAGGAGCUGGACCAGGAAGACAAUGGCUGGAAAAUCAUCCACACUGACGUCUUCAGAUUCCCCGCAUAUAAAAACCUCUUCUGUGCAAUUCUUGGUGUAGGUAUGCAGUUCCUCACGCUAGCUACAGGGAUAAUAAUAAUGGCUAUGAUGGGAUUGUUCAAUGUUCAUCGACACGGUCAAAUAAACUCCGCAGGUGUUAUAUUGUACGCCUUCACCUCAUGCAUAAGUGGGUAUGUGGCGACAAACAUGUAUCGGAAGAUGGGCGGGGAUAACUGGGUUUGGAACAUCAACCUGACCUCCGCACUUUUUGCUGCCCCAUUUGUUUUUGUCUGGUCAUUGGUGAACUCAGUAGCGUGGGCUUAUGGGACAACCCAAGCUUUGCCAUUCGGAACGAUCAUCUUACUGAUGUGCCUUUGGAUGUUUGUUGGGUAUCCCUUGACCGUGAUAGGGGGAAUAUUUGGUAAGAACUGGGCAAACGGGUUCGACGCCCCAUGCCGUACCAAAAACAUCUCACGGGAAAUCCCAUCAGUGCCAUGGUAUCGAUCUGCCUUCGCCCAUUGUCUUGUAGGAGGAUUCCUGCCCUUCAGUGCGAUAUCUGUGGAGCUGUAUUACAUCUUCUCGACACUGUGGGGCCGAGAGCAGUACACACUGUAUGGCAUCCUGUUUAUCGUGUUUGGAAUCCUGCUGAGUGUGACAGCGUGUAUCUCCGUGGCGCUGACCUACUUCCAACUCUCAGCGGAGGACUAUCGUUGGUGGUGGAGGUCCAUAUUCAGUGCAGGGUCGACAGGGGUGUUUGUUUUCCUGUACGCGCUGUUCUACUAUUACAAACGGUCAAACAUGUCUGGUCUACUUCAAAGCCUUGAGUUCUUUGGUUACACCGCACUCACAUGCUACGUGUUCUUUCUCAUGCUUGGAACAGUGUCGUUCUUCGCGUCACUGACAUUCGUGCGCUAUAUCUAUGUGAAUCUGAAAAUGGACUAGUCCUUGUGAACUGUGCUGUAAUAUUGAUAGUGAAAUUUUACAUGAGGGUUGACUCUUAAGUUCUGUUGCAGUAAUAUUUUGAAGUCAGGGUUGGCUCAAAAGUUACGCUGCUUAUAAAUGAGUUAAUUAAUCCUUUCAGCAGCUCAACAUGGAUUUAUUAAACUUUUCAAUAUCUAAAAAAGACAGCAAGAUGGUACUGCUUGAAGUGAUAGGAUCUUCAUUGACUGGGGCUCAGCAGUGCCCUCCAUGUUUAUGGCGUUGAUUUGGUUAGUUUUUGGGCCAGGUUUUUUCUUCUUUUGUUUAUCUUUCACAAAUUUUUGACAUUUUAGUGUCAUUUUUUUCUCACCUAAAUUAUGGCAUUAUUUGGCGUCAUGUUUGGCUUAUGUAAGUAAUAUAACAGUGAAAGAAGAAUAUCUGCUUUGACAAAUCAUUGUUCAGUGUGCAUACUAUGUAUGUGUGAUCUGGACAAUGAAACAUCAUUCAGUCAUGUAAUAUUAGGAUUCUGAUAGUGAUUAAAACAUAUGACCUUUAUGGUCAGUACUAGGAAGUCAGGGUUGGGUCUUGAAAUGGAAAUUAGUGCUAAACAAUCUGUAUGAUUUGAAAACAAUAUCAGGUUCUGUGUGCAUAAUGUGUUACAACGCCUCUGAUAAUCUGAGAGUAAAUAAGUGUCUUGGGCUGUUGUAAUAAAAAUCUGAGUCAAAAAAUUAAAUUAUAUUAGUAUCUUGUUACAUAUUUGAAUGAAUUGAACUUUAGCCAGAAUUAAAAUGAACAAAAUAUUGAGGGAAAUAAAGAAAUAGUGGUUGCAAUAAGUACCGUUUAUACAGAUUAAAGAUUAUUAAAGUUACGAAUAAGAUCCUUUCAUGAAACGAGGCCUUAGAAAUGUACAAAGGGAGUUUUGUUGUUCAAAUGAUGGAACUUUUUAUUUCUUAGUAUUUGAAAUAACCUAAUGUGAUAAUGGAAAGCAUAGAAUCAUUAUAUGUAUAUGUUGGUUGAUAUAAAAAUAUAGAGUUAGUCAUUAUGAAUUGCUUUAUUCUGAAUAUGAUGAUUGAGAGAAUAUGAAUGACUGUACGUUCAGUUUGAACUGAGCUAUGUUGUAUCUAUGUUAGAACUGAGCUAUGUUAACUCUGUAUUUGAACUGAGCUAUGUCAACUUUAUGUUAGAACUGAGCUAUGUUAACUCUGUGUUUGAACUGAGCAAUGUUAAUUCUAUGUUUGAACUGAGCUAUGUUAACUCAGUGUUAGAACUGAGCUAUGUUCACUCUUAUGUUAGAACUGAGCAAUGUUAACUCUUAUGUUAGAACUGAGCUAUGUUAACUCUGUGUUAGAACUGAGCUAUGUUAACUCUGUGUUAGAACUGAGCUAUGUUCACUCUUAUGUUAGAACUGAGCAAUGUUAACUCUAUGUUUGAACUGAGCUAUGUUAAUGUUUUAACUAUAUGGUAGUGCAUUUAGUUAGGUGAAAAUGUAGAGUAAAACUAAUUCCAUGUUAUAAUCCAGGGUGUGAUUUCCCCGGGGAUUCAUGGAUUCCCACAGAUCCAAUGGCUCCAGGGACCAAAAAUAUAUAAAAAAAAUGGUUUUAACACCCCAGUUUACUUCAAUUUCAAGCCAGGAGUCCUCAAAAGUUCAGUUUCACUUCUGCGGAAGGAGGGUUAUGCCCUAACGUGUCGCCCAAAUGGUUUCAGUCCUUCAGCAGCCAGGUCCGUCACAUCCCUGUCACAUGUUUAUUGUUAUUUUGUGGGCUAUUAUAGUGAUUUUAAUUUAUUUUACCAUACUUUUAUUCAUUUAACAUUAGUUUCUCUAAUAUAGUUAAACACAUGUAUGUAAAACAUUUAGGAAUGUCAGAAUACCUCAUACCUCUAAAAAGACCCCUGUCAUGUGUAAUGAAGAAUCAUUAAAGUAAGUAUUCUAUAAAAAAAGAAGAGUUAAUGAUCUAGAAUAAGUAAAGAAGAAAAAUGCUUGUAAUGGAUUUAUCUUUGGCCAGCCUAGCAUUUAAAUACUAAUUGCUUACUUAUCUUUCUUUACAGCUAAAAUUGCAGUGAUUUUAAACUGUAAAAUAGCUUGAGUCAUGGAUUUUAAUUAAAACUUGCCAGUUUAUCUUAAAAAAUACUUGCCAAAUUACAUGUCAAAAUGAAACAGAAAAAACUUUUGACUAUAGAUAAAACAAAUUGCUGUAUCCAUUGUUCCUGGUUUACGCUUAAAAUUAUUUAAUAUAUGCAAGAUAAAAUCACAUUAUAAGUGUAUUAUUGUUUAAGUGUAUAUUUCGUUGGCUUUUGUUAAGCAUAUCGUUAGAUUAUUAUUAUUGUUAAAUGAUUUGUUGUACAUAUAUUAAGAGGGAAAUGUGAUUUCCAUCCGGUUUGUGUAUUAUGUCAUUCAUGUAUGAAGUUAAAACCAUGAGAAUAUAUUAUCAUUUGUUUUUGUGAUAAGAGAGGAAUUUAUUUGUGUAAAAAUCAUAAAUAUUCAAAUGCAGAAAUAUCUACGAGGGUUAUUCAAAAAGUUCUGGUCUCUCAUCUAGUUCUGUUGUAUGGUAACUGAUUUCUAAUAUGAAUUUUAAGAAAACUAAUAAGGUUCUUGCACUUAAAAUAUGAAGAACAUCUUGAUGAAAAGUAUAGGGUGCUUUAAAUAUUUCAAAUAUUCAUAAUGUUCAUAAAAAUUUCGAAAAUAAUCAGUAAGUUAAAAAAAAUCACUAAGAAGUGAUGAAUAUGGCUCCUGUUUGUGUUUUGUAGAUAAAGGCUCAACCAAUUUGUUCCAGUAGAGGCUUUCUGUAAAAAAGCGAAGCUAAACAGGCAUUACAGAACUUUUAGAAGUACCCUCAUAUUUAUGAAGUACUGUGUAUGUGUUUAUCAUUGAUGACAUUGUACAAGGUAGAUAUCACAUAAAUCAAUUUGUUUUACGCCUCUGCUUUUUUUAUGGAAGAUUUGGUCAUAACUUCUUAGUCCUCGGUAUGUGAGAAAAGAAAUGUCACAUUAUUGUGUCCAAGAAUAUUCAGUCAAUUUUUAGACACGCAUUCAAAAUCUCUUGAUUUUCAGAACAAAUUUCAGAACAAAUUAGUUCUGGAAGGUCAUCAGAAAUAUUGCAUGUAUGUGAAAAAUAAAAUAAUUUACGAUAAACGGCAAAUGAUUUUAUUAACAAUAAGAAGUUAUGACGAGAUCUUGCUCUGACCUCUCCAUACACACACAGACUUCAGAGUACAUUGCUUGCCUGGUAAAAACAGAUUAUACAUACAUAAUCAUAUAAAAAUAUUUCCUAGAUCAUCAUAUUUUGUAUAGUCUUUAGUAUUUUAAUCUGUCAAGGUUGGGCUUAAAGCUCUGGCCCCGAUUUCUCGAAACUUCUUAAGUCCCUUAUAACAGGAUUAAGCUAAACUCACUAUUUUUAUUGUUCUAUAAUAUGCCUUAUAUUUACUUCUUUAAGAGAUUUUAGAAAUUAUAUAAGAAUAAUCUGUAUGAUAAUCAGAAUAAACUGUUUUUCAUUUAUCAAAAUCCAUUUUAAGUAUGUAUAUUGGCUAAUUGAAAUGCGCUUUAGAAGGUUCGAGAAAUUGGGGCCAGGCUGUUUAAAUGGGAAAAUAUUAAUAGAAGGCUAGAAAAUAGCUCCACAGUAGCAGAUGAUCUAAACAUGUUUAUAUGUAUUAUUCAUGAUAAUAAGUUAUGUGCUCACACCGUUUGAAAUCCUUAUAAUCAUUACAAAACAAACUCCCACACUUUUAUGAAACCUGACAACACAGGGGUCGUGAUAUGCAGCUUGUUCAUGUACAAAUUGUUCAUGUUUUUGUGGAUUACAUUUUAAGUUUGGGUCAAUUACCAAAUAAUGAGGAGAAUGUUUUGUUGGCGUGUCCAUACAGUUAUAUGUAUAUUAAUGAUUUUGCAGGUUUGAAAGUUAUGGCAUGUACAUGCUUGAAUAGUGUUUUGUAACCUAUCUUAUAUCGCAUCUUUUAUUGAGUGAUCAUUGUUUAAUCAUAUUGUUGAAAUGCAUGCAUGGUAGAUCUUACUGUGUUACUGGAGGAGUGGAGACAUAUUUGAUCAUGUAAGACACUGGAUGUUCUUAUGAAUAAAUUAUUUUGCUGUA